Messenger RNA from Rasamsonia emersonii CBS 393.64, 1257 nucleotides. RefSeq lists its product as uncharacterized. The coding region runs from base 1 to 1257 and encodes 418 amino acids. NCBI's taxonomy places the organism in Eukaryota, Fungi, Ascomycota, Eurotiomycetes, Eurotiales, Trichocomaceae. The record is from RefSeq and is a predicted model, not a curated record. The transcript is spliced from 8 exons.
AUGGACAUCCCACAGCCAGAUGAAGGCGAUGUCAACAUCGGAACCGACACCUUUCGCGCCUGUUGGGCCUUGACUGGUGUCGUCGGCCUUGUUCUGAUCUUCAGAUUGGGUAUGAAGGCAUGGGUGCGCUGGUCACUGCCCCAGGUGUCUGCCCCGGAGCGAGUAUGGGGCUUGGAAGAUUUCAUAUUCCUCUUUGCCUAUUCGGUUGAUAUCGCUCAUAUGACGCUCAUCGAGCUCAGUUAUCACUGGGGACUCGGCCGACAUUUCUACUACCUGAGCCCCGAGGAGAGGGUCCAGGCUCUACGAUACGACUAUGCUUCACAGCCUGCUGGUAUGUCCAACCAGAUCGUGGUGCAGUGUGGACCGUACCCUUACCGUCCGGUAAUUGCCAACCAGGUACUACGACUUGGAGGUUUUUCUCUGACACAUCCUUUACAGGCUGAUCGCACUAAAUACUUCCACUACAUGUGGGAUCCUCUUCCUGCCGAUGGAUCCGUCAGGUGUCAAAGUCCUUCUGUACAGACGACUGUCGGAUUUGUGCAAGGAGUUCUUUAUCCAAACGCUUCAACGGAACCCCGGGGUGUCUGUUUGGACGCAGUUUCGCAAGAUCAACAGCAGCGUGCGGUCCCGUCGGAUAUGGCAGACGAUAACCCUGGGCGGGCCCUUGGUUCUGUCGGGAGUUGCCUCGAUCGUAAAGACCUAUCUUCUGAAGUCUCUGGGAGACAGAUCAGAUUUUACCUGAUUGAGAACUACAGCAUUCUCAUUGCAACCUGUGCGCCGGUCAUCCGCCUUUUUAUGCGGGCUUUUGUCCAUCAGCGUCGUGAAGGCCGGUAUCCCGGAUAUCCGUGGUCGCGCUCCCACUCCAGCAACACCCAAGGGCAUGAGAUGAAACGUCGACAGUCAUCUGCAACGUCAGGAAUGGAACAGAAAGUCCCAAGUGACGCGCUGUUGACUUCUCUUUCGGGCGGCAGCCACGGCCACAAGAAUGAGCACAAAGGAAGCAAUUGGGGUCAAUGUUCCAGCUGCUCGAAUGUUCCACCACCGCCACCGCCAGCGCUGCCUCCUACUGGCAGCGGCCAUGUGACUGUCCAGACGGAUAUUGUCGUCGAGGUCGGCGAGCCGGGUCCUUCAACUGUCGAGGACGAUACGGAUGGCAGUGUCCAUGGCGCAUUGUCGAUCGGCGAAAGAGGCCGGGUGGAGCGGCAUGCGGGAGCUUUUGCAUGGAUGGGGAAGAAUGAUACCCAUGAUUUUGUAUGA